Molecule: messenger RNA, 1293 nt
Organism: Trematomus bernacchii (emerald rockcod)
Lineage: Eukaryota; Metazoa; Chordata; Actinopteri; Perciformes; Nototheniidae
Product: paired box protein Pax-6-like
Exons: 12
Coding region: 1-1293 (430 amino acids)
Biological process (GO): regulation of transcription by RNA polymerase II; anatomical structure development
Molecular function (GO): DNA-binding transcription factor activity, RNA polymerase II-specific; RNA polymerase II cis-regulatory region sequence-specific DNA binding
Source: RefSeq, a predicted model, not a curated record
AUGAUGCAAAACAAGGUCCAUGCUGUCUGCAGUGAAGGUCACAGUGGAGUAAACCAGCUGGGCGGUGUGUUUGUGAAUGGGAGGCCUUUACCUGAUACUACCAGGCAGAAGAUAGUGGAGCUGGCACACAGUGGAGCUCGACCCUGUGACAUAUCCAGAAUACUGCAGGUAUCUAACGGCUGCGUGAGUAAAAUCCUGGGCAGAUAUUACGAGACAGGUUCCAUCCGUCCUCGAGCCAUAGGAGGGAGUAAACCCAGGGUGGCCACUCAGGAAGUGGUGGGGAAGAUUGCUCACUACAAGAGAGAGUGUCCAUCCAUCUUCGCCUGGGAGAUCAGAGACCGACUGCUGGCAGAGGGAGUCUGCACCAACGACAACAUACCCAGUGUUUCAUCAAUAAAUCGAGUCCUCAGGAACCUCACCAGUGAUAAGCCGCAGAUGGGCACAGUGGGAGCUGAGGGGAUGUUUGACAAACUCAAGAUGCUCAAUGGACAAACCUCCUGGGGGGGGCGCUCAGGGUGGUACGCUGGGACUACACUCACUACUCCUGGUAAGACACUAAAGUGUCCGCAGGCGGAGGGGGGGGAGAACACCAUAUCAGGAAGUUCCAACGGUGACGACUCAGAGGAGACUCAGAUGAGGCUCCAGCUGAAGAGGAAGCUGCAGAGAAACAGAACGUCUUUCACUCAGGAGCAGAUAGAAGCACUGGAGAAAGAGUUUGAAAGGACUCACUAUCCAGAUGUGUUUGCCCGAGAACGCCUUGCCAACAAAAUAGACCUUCCAGAGGCCAGAAUACAGGUUUGGUUUUCCAAUAGACGAGCGAAGUGGAGAAGAGAGGAGAAACUGAGAAACCAACGUCGCCAGGUGUCCAGCUCCUCCAACCAUAUCCCCAUCAGCAGCAGCUUCAACACCAGUGUUUACCAGCCUAUACCACAACCUGCUACACCAGUGUCCUUCUCUUCAGGAUCCAUGUUGGGAAGGUCGGAUUCAGUUCUGUCCAACAGCUACGGCCUACCCACAAUGCCCAGCUUCAGUAUGGCUGCCAGUCUGCCUAUGCAACCCCCCAUACAUGCAUCCAGCCAGAGCUCUUAUUCCUGCAUGCUGCCCACCAGCCCAACUUUAAAUGGAAGAAGUUAUGAGACCUAUACUCCUCCACACAUGCAGCCUCACAUCAACAGCCAGUCAAUGACGUCCUCCGCAACAUCGUCAACAGGUCUGAUUUCCCCCGGGGUCUCAGUGCCAUUGCAAGUUCCAGGAAAUGAAGUGGACAUGUCACAGUACUGGCCACGCCUGUAG